GAAUGCGGCCUCCUCUUCUUCAAACCCAAACCCUAAAAUAAACACUACCAUAACAAAACCAAGUACUCCGUAAUUGACAGCCAGAAAUAAUCGAAACAGUAACAGAACGAUGACACUAGCAAUCCAAACUGUCUUGAAUUUGGUCCCUGAUUUCACUUUAAUUUCUGGAUUGCAGAGAGAGAAGUGAGAGUUUGGAUUUGGGUCUCCGUCUAUUUGGUUCGAGAGUCCGAGGGUUCUGUUCUUAGGUAAGUGCAGGCUGAGCGAAGUGAGAGUUUUCUGGGUUCCGGUAGUGGGAAUUUUUUUUCUUUUUUUGUAAACGACCAUGCAUAAGUUCGAAUUUGAAGGUGAAGGAACAAAAUUUCGUCUAUAACCCACCUUCCAGCUAGCAAUACAAAGAGGAUUUCUGUUCAACCUCAGGUGUGGGAUGGACAAUUUUCGGCAGCAGAAGGUACAGAAAUUUGAGGAAUUUGUUGAUCACCGCCUUAAACCAGAUCUUGUUCAUGCAAUUGCUGAACGGGAUAAAGUUUUUGAACAACAAAAGGUUUUCUCAGAUUUGCGAAGGAACAUAGAAAAUUUAGAAAAAAAUAGUGUGACCAGUCUUCAGACAUUGGUCAAUCUUGGAUCAGAAGUCUACAUGCAAGCAGAAGUGUAUGUCUUCACUAUGUUUCUCAUGCAAGUUUUCAUUUGUGAUAUUUGCGUGAAUGCAUUUUAUUUCUUCCAGUUUUAUCUAUUUUCUUUUUCUUUUCUUUCUUUUUUUUUCUUUUUUAUUACUUUUAUGAAAUUUCUAUCCAUCUAUUUUGUUAAUUAUGUUUUUUUUAUUAAAAAGAAAAAGAAAAUUUAUUACUGUUAGUUACCACUUAGUAAAAGCCAUGCCUGGGGCUAGCUGUUGGCCCACUGCCUCACCUAGGCAUCUAGGUGGUGGGAUUAUAGGCAUUUCUGUUGCCUUUAAAGUGGUUAAUCACAAUUCACACCUAAUUGCAAACCCAAAUGACAUUGUGAAGUCAUACUAGUGAAAACGGAAGAUUAGUUUUCUGUGUAGUUGUCCUUGUUAUUAUUAGUUAUAAUUAAUAGUAGCAUUAUGCCAUUAUCUCAAAAUGAGCUUAUAGUGGCAUUGCUUGCAUAGUUGCAUGCCUGACCAGUUGGACUAACUCAUAAUUGUUUUUGGGGACUGCAUUGCUCAAAAGCAUUAGACUUGAACAACUAAUUCAGAAUGUGUUAAUGAAAGUAAAAAUGUUUAACUUGUUUUAUCUUCGCUCUCCACAGAAUAAAGGUUUAUGCUUUAUAUGUGAUUUGGGUAUUGUGGUACAAGGGUGGGCAAUAUAAGACAAUUUUGCUGAAUUUUCUCUGGCAAUUGAAUUUAGAUUGGAAACAUAUAUCUUCCGAAUUUCAUUUAUUCAUUUUAACUUGAACUCUGCUCUCUCUCCCCCCUCCCCUUUUCUUUUGGGGAAAAUUGUUUUCUGGCAGACCAGAUACACAAUGUAUUUUUGUGGAUAUUGGCCUAGGUUUUCAUGUGGAGUUCACAUGGUCAGAAGCUUUGAACUUCAUAUCAUUGAGGGAAGAAAAGUUAGCAAGGCAAGUAGAGGAGUAUACUCAGCUAAUUGCAUCAAUUAAAGCUCAAAUUAAGAUGGUUUGUGAAGGAAUUCGAGAAUUGCUUGAGAUUCCAGCAGAGAGAUCUGUACAAGAGCGCAUUUUUUAGUAUUUAUAACUUGAAUAUGUAAUCUGUUCCUCCAUUUCGUUCAUUAUUUAUUUCUGGUCUUCCUUGAGAAUUAAGCUUUUGUUAUUGUACCUUUUGGAUGUAAAAUCCUUGAGUAUUAAGCUUUAUUUUCUUCAACUCGUUAAAUCUUGCUGAUUGAUUUUCUUUCUUUUUCUUUUUCUUUUUCUUUUUUGUUUUUUUUGGGCCAUGCCGUAAACAAAAAGCUAUGUUCACU
Messenger RNA from Rubroshorea leprosula, 1928 nucleotides. The record is from the annotation of a GenBank genome assembly. NCBI's taxonomy places the organism in Eukaryota, Viridiplantae, Streptophyta, Magnoliopsida, Malvales, Dipterocarpaceae.